Messenger RNA from Drosophila guanche, 530 nucleotides. RefSeq names its product augmin complex subunit msd1 (gene msd1). Bases 57 to 479 code for a protein of 140 amino acids. The record is from RefSeq and is a predicted model, not a curated record. The transcript has 2 exons. NCBI's taxonomy places the organism in Eukaryota, Metazoa, Arthropoda, Insecta, Diptera, Drosophilidae.
AGGCCGUUCACCGUAGCAGAUGCAACUCUGCGGGCAAAACAAAAACAAUUCGAAAUAUGACUGAUGCUGUGCACGAUUUAUUGGCGGGCCUUGUGGCCAAUCGCCAGACCAUGCAAAGACAGUCGGCCAUCAUCGACGAGAUACUGGAGAAGUCGAACAACACCCUGAUCCACAUCGAGUCGCGAAACAAAGCCCUCGCGCCGGCCACUGCUGCGCAGGAGCAGGAAAAGGUGUACAACGUGAAGCCGGCCUGUAAGCAGGCGCUCGUCAAGAUAUUGCAGAACUACAAACAGCUGAUGCAGCAGCACAGAGACGAGCGUGAGGACAAACACAGCGCUUUGGAUGGCUGCCUGGCGUUCCGUCAACGCGUCGAGCAAUUGGCCAGUACCAUGCGCAAGCUGGUGGCCCUGUGCGAUACUGUCCACCAAAUGAAGGUCCACCAGGAGGAUCUCGAGGCAGAGGACCAGGACUCGCCAUAGUAUAUAUUGUAAACUAGUUGAAUAAUAAUAAAUUAUAAAUAAUGCUUCUCA